GAAAGAGGAGGAGGAGGAGGGGCAGCAGCCGACCGGACCGAACCGAACCGAACCGAACGGAGGACAGCUUGCAGUGACAGAUCGAAGAGGAGUCCGACAGAUACAGACUUACUUCCGUGCAGGUGAUUUUAAUAAGCGUGUGCAACGAUGGAGCUGAUUAUACUAUCGGGAGGUAUUGUGGUUUUCCCGGUCCUCGCCUUCAUCACCUCCUUCCUGUUCUGGCCCGGAGUUCUCCUUAAAGCCUACAACUGGUUCGUGCGUCGCAGGCUGGGCCUGGUGGUCCGCUACUCUCACAGUGGAAGCUACCGCUUCUGCUACAGCAGCCGCGGGGCGCCGGGGGGAGCCACGCCGUCACUGCUGCUGCUGCACGGCUUCUCCGCCAGCAAGGACAUGUGGCUGACCGUCAUCACGCAUUUACCCAGAGGCCAGCAUGUGGUGUGUGUGGACAUGCCGGGACACGAGGGGACGAGUCGCACCGGUGCCAAGGACUACAGCAUUCAGGGGCAGGUCACCCGAAUCCACCAGUUUGUGCAGAGCAUCGGUCUGGACAAAAGACCCUUCCACCUGGUCGGGACAUCAAUGGGUGGGAACGUCGCCGGAGUAUACGCCGCCCGUUACCCAGCUCAACUCUCCGGCGUCACCUUGGUCUGUCCGGCAGGUCUGGUUUUUCCAACAGAAACUAAGUUCAUCCGUCGUCUGAGGGAGAUAGAGAAUACUGAGGAGUCGAUCCCUCUGAUCCCCACCACUCCUCAGGAGCUGGACAACAUGAUGAAACUCUGCUGCUACACCCCCCUCAACUUACCCCGACAGGUCAUGCGGGGUCUACUUGACAACAGGAUCCCCAACAAUGAUUUCUACAAAGAAGUGUUCGUGGAGAUCGUCGGUGAGAAGUCUCGUCACUCGCUGCAGGAAAACUUGCAUCUGAUCACAUCACCCGUGCAGGUCGUCUGGGGGACGGAGGACCAGGUGGUGGACGUCUCGGGGGCGGCGGUGCUGGAGGCGGCGCUGUCAAACUGCCGGGUUGUGCUGUUGGACAACUGUGGUCACUCUGUGGCGUUGGAGCGGCCCAGGAAAGCCGCCCAGCUCAUCAUGGACUUCCUGUCUGCACAGGAAGUCAGCUGUGAAAACACUAAGAAACUUUCCUGAAGAAAACCGUACGACCUCACUCUGAAUGUUGAAGGCGAGGAGAAUGACGGUUGUGAUGAAGUGGUAUUGAUAUUUGGUGAUGAUACCAUUUUCUAGUUCGAUAUCAGAGUUUUUACAUCCGUGAAAAUUUAAUUAAUGCACAAAAGAGGGACAGACAGUCAAAUAGUCCUGAAGUUUUUGGACACACAGCACCACGCAGGAGGCUUUAGUCUCUGUUUUAGAUGUUUAUCUUUAAUGAAAACAUUCCACUUUGGGAUUUUGCACAUUUCUCUUUCAGAUAAACUGUUUUUGAAUCUCCUGUGUCAUGUGAAUGACAGUUGUUUGUUUGUGUGUGAAGUCUUCUGCUGUGAACCGACUGCACAUUCAACCUCAUAGAAACACAUUCAGAAUGAAACAUGUACUGUAAGUGAAUAACGUUUGAUGAAUGAGGUGAUUCAGUAAUGUCUGCACAAAGAGUGUUUCUGGACUACAGAAAUAAAUCUUAUAAAUAAUAAAAAUAAUUGUUUUACUGACUGAUUGGAAACUUGUGUUCUGUUUAGUUUUUGCAUGUAGUAGUACACCAAGAGACCGCUGGGUGGCGACACAUCUUUAGAGCUUUAUUAAGAACGUCAAAGAGCAAAUAAUUCAUGACAGGAUGUACCACUCCAGCACGAACUGGUCUCUGAUGAGUAAAUUAUAAUAGUUAUUGAUAAGCAUUUUAAAAGUAACUUGAUGUUUUUUUGUUAAAUAUGAUUCGUU
Messenger RNA from Anarrhichthys ocellatus (wolf-eel), 1884 nucleotides. Its product is annotated as abhydrolase domain containing 6, acylglycerol lipase. Bases 148 to 1146 code for a protein of 332 amino acids. The transcript is spliced from 9 exons. The record is from RefSeq and is a predicted model, not a curated record. Gene Ontology annotation, biological process: acylglycerol catabolic process. Gene Ontology annotation, molecular function: monoacylglycerol lipase activity. Gene Ontology annotation, cellular component: AMPA glutamate receptor complex; membrane. Lineage: Eukaryota; Metazoa; Chordata; Actinopteri; Perciformes; Anarhichadidae.